Molecule: messenger RNA, 1770 nt
Organism: Dermatophagoides pteronyssinus (European house dust mite)
Lineage: Eukaryota; Metazoa; Arthropoda; Arachnida; Sarcoptiformes; Pyroglyphidae
Source: RefSeq, a predicted model, not a curated record
ACAUGGAAACCCCUGGUAUUGAUCGUCAAAAACUCUUAGAGAGUUUCAACAAGUCAAAAAUAUUGGCGAGCAAGAUAUCUUUCAUUCAAGCUCCGAAACCUCUUCGUCAAGAUCAUUCGUUGGUCAUCGCUUACAAUAAACUGAGAAAUAAUGUGACAUCGGAAGAAAUUUGUCCGAUUCACAAAAAAAAGUUCAGGACUUAUCAAAAUAUGUUCAAUCAUUUGAGAUCAGAUCAUCCGGAUGUUUACGUUGGAAACGAAGCGGAACCCUCGCCGGUCUUGGAAUCGGACAAUUCACCGUUGAACAUUAUGGAUACCGGAAUACCUGUUAUUGAAGAAGACGAUAAUAUUGAAGAAGAUAAUUCUGAUGAUGAUGAUGCUCCACAAAUUUCCAUCAUUACAAUCUCAUCUGAUGAAGAAGAAGAUUCUCCUAUUGAUUAUAGUGCCCAUGAAAUUGAGGCCAGUUCAUUUUUUGACAAUCUACCGAACGUUUUGAAUGAAGACCAGCUGCUAUUAUUUGAUCGAUUUGCCAAAGAUCUUAUUCGUUGCGCUGCGAAUGGCACUAAAAUAUCGGAUAUCGCUUAUAUGACGGAGGCAAAUUGCCGUACUAAUCCUAAUCCCGAAGAUAAACAAAUGAACGAUGCUAAAAUACAAUUUGCGAGGUCGAUGUAUCUUCAACGAAAAUUUAUUAAGCGGGACAGUCGUUUCAUUGAACCAACCGAAAGAUGUGUAACAUCUAAAGAUGGGAUUGUAUUUAAAUACUAUUACAUCCCAAUAGGUAAGAUAUUGAUCAACUUCAUCGUUGAUCAAACCAUUAUCAACAAUGUCAACAACGAGAAGUUGGAAUCAGUCUCACCAUAUGUACGUGCGAGCGGAAUGGUCAAUACUCUGCGAUUGAUCAUAUAUGGUGAUGACUUUGGAUUCGCGAAUCCGAUCGGGGUUUCCAGGCGAAACCAAAAAAUGUUCUCGGUAUACCUCGACAUCGAUAAUCUGGCUCAUUAUCAUACGAAAGUCCAUGAUCUCCCACUCGUUUUAAUUGCGAAUCGGAUGGCGAUCAAAGAGUGCUCAAUGGAUUCGGUUCUGGCACCAUUAGUUGAGGAUUUAAAGUCACUUGAAACCAAGGGAUUGAAAAUCCCCAACAGCGAUAUAAUUCUUAAUGUCCGACUGGGUUAUAUCGUUGGUGAUAAUUUAGGGGUGGCCGAAUUACUUGGCUUCAAACAAACGUUUGGCCGGUAUUUCAUCUGCCGAUAUUGUUCGGCAACAGAUUCGGACUUGAAAUCUGGAUCCCUUCCUCCUAAAAGGGAGUUGAAUAUCCAUAAAUCGAUUUCAUAUUCCGAGGCAUCAAUCCAACCUGAUUUUGGAAUUUUGAAAACAGGUGCCUUUUCCGUUCUGAAGUGCAACAUGUUCGGUUUGGCACCACCGGACUUUUUCCACGAUGUGCCAGAGGGAAUAUUGACUUUGAUUUCCCCUUUAAUUCUCAGCCAAAUAACAACAAAUGGAACGAAAUUGAAAAAAGGGGAAUUGACAAACAAAAUCAGGAAGAUAAAGUGGGUCAAUUACCCGGUCGGUAUUGAAACAAAUUUCAACAUUCUUGGCAAGGCGAUCCAGGUACGUUCAUUGAUGAUACAAAAGUUUUUAUUCUAAUCAAUUGCAGAAAUUCGAGUUUUUUUAUCGUCUUGUUGAGAUGUUCCCGAUAAUGAUGAUUAGCCAGCAAGAUAUUGCGGUCACAUAUCGGAAUGUCCGGCGGAUGAUCUUUCAUUUCUGCUCGCAG